This is a messenger RNA of Antechinus flavipes (yellow-footed antechinus), 2165 nucleotides long. RefSeq names its product solute carrier family 43 member 3 (gene SLC43A3). Gene Ontology annotation, molecular function: transmembrane transporter activity. The transcript is spliced from 13 exons. NCBI's taxonomy places the organism in Eukaryota, Metazoa, Chordata, Mammalia, Dasyuromorphia, Dasyuridae. Gene Ontology annotation, biological process: transmembrane transport. The record is from RefSeq and is a predicted model, not a curated record. The coding region runs from base 444 to 1910 and encodes 488 amino acids.
ACUAAGCCCCUAUUGGAGUGGAUCCCUUUCAGACUGCGAAUCAACACAUUUGCAAAAAAGGAGGGGCUGAGAAGAUCAGGAUUUAAAGGCGGGAAUCUGAAAAGCACUCUGAAGAGAAGGUGGGGGGAGGAAAGCAGAGAUAUCUGCCUUCAGCUCUUCGGAAACAGAGCCCAGUUAAGUCAGACGUGAGCCUUGCCUUUCAGAGUGUAGAUACAUUCCAGAGACAGAAGGAUCUUGUCCUCUGGACAGAUUGGUGCCUAAGGCUAAAGGAGUCCAAAUAGGAAGGAAGUUCUGCCUGGAGGAAGGAGCCGAAGCAGAGACGUCUUCUCCUUUGGGAAUUGGGAGCCAACUCCAGAAAUCAGUGAGCAAAGAGGAAGCUCCUAGUGAGGGAGAACGUGGGUGUCGGACUGAGACUAAGCUAACUUAGUCCCGGUUUUCGUCCCAUGGCCCAAUCUGAGCUUCCACGUCGAGUGGCCACUGUCGUGACGGGACUACUGGAAUGCGUUGCCUUCUCUGGGCUGAUCUUUGGCUGGACCUCGCUGGUGUUCGUUCUCAAAAGGGAUCACUACUUUGAGGAUUUCUGUGAGCUGCCCGUCAAUCUGACAAACAAUGCCACUGAGUUUACAGAAUGCAGCGCUCAGGAUUCAAAAUUGUCCCUUAUCUUUACCCUGGCUUCUUUCUCCAACAACUUCAUGACAUUCGGGACCGGCUACAUCUUUGACCGCCUUGGAACCACCGUGGCUCGUCUCAUUGCUAUAACUCUCUAUGCUGGAGCCACACUUCUUGUAGCUAUCUCUUCUCCAGGUACGGGAUUGUUGCUCUUUGCAGCUUUCCCAAUGCUUGCUGUUGGAGGCCUUUUGUUUCUGCUUACCAAUUUGCAGGUGGGGAACCUAUUUGGCAAACACCGAUCCACCAUAAUCACCCUGUACAAUGGAGCAUUUGACUCUUCCUCGGCCAUCUUUCUCAUCAUUAAGCUUCUCUAUGAGCGGGGCCUGAAACUCCAAGUCUCCUUCUUCAUCCUCUGUGCUUUUAGCAUUUGGCACCUCAUCCGUACUUUCUUCCUCAUGCCCAAGGGGCACAUUCCCUUUCCACUGCCAUCAAACUACACUUACGGCCUUAGUUGUUCAAGGAGACCUGAGGGAUUCCAAGGAACAAAAGAUGAAGAAGUCAGCAAGGAAGAUUUAGAACUGAAGCAGCAAGCUAAUGCCCCCUCCCAGAAAGCCAAGACUGACCAGAGUGGUUCUCCCUCUUUCCGGAGCUGUGUGCUAUCCUGGCGAUUCUUUUGGCACUUGAUCUGGCUCUCUGUGAUGCAGCUGUGGCACUACCUCUUCAUCGGAACCCUCAACCCCAUGCUGAACCUACUGGCCCAAAGGGACCAGAAUCUAGUCAGCUCCUAUACAAAUGCCUUUGCCAUCACUCAGCUUUUUGGGGUGUUCUGUGCCCCCUGGAAUGGAUUUUUCUUGGACCGCCUUAAGAAAAAAUACCAGCAAGAGGCAAGUAAAAAAGGUUUUCCAGAGUCUAUGGCAGACCUUCACUCUACUUUCCCAUCUUUGACUGUAACAUCCCUGUUGUGCCUCGGCUUCGCCAUCUGUGCCUCCAUUCCCAUACUUCACCUUCAGUAUUUAACCUUCAUCCUACAAGUUAUCAGUCGAUCUUUCCUGUAUGGAGGGAAUGCUGCCUUCAUCACUCUGGCCUUUCCUGCUGAGCACUUUGGGAAGAUUUUUGGGACAGUGAUGAUGUUGUCAGGAGUGAUCUCAUUACUGCAGUUCCCCAUCUUCAUACUCAUCAAAGGGCCCUUGGAGGGCAAUCCUCUCUAUGUAAAUAUCGCGCUGAUACUGGUCACUGUCCUCUCCCUUAUCCACCCCUUCCUCGUGUCCAGAGUGUGGCGACGUCAGGAAAAACAAGUGUGAUGUCCCAUGUCUCUUUAUUCCCCUUCUUUCCCGCUCAGGACUUCAUAAUCACGCAAUCUGCUGCCUUUCUCUGCCCCCCUCGCUCUUCAUGUGUUACCGAGCCUCCUUACAACUCAGUGAAAAUGCUUAAAAAGUCAUUUUCUCUAAGCCGAGGAUUUUAUUAACCUUAGGAUAGACAAGAUCAUGAAUUAUUUUUUUAAAAAAUGUUUUUGUACAAAAAUAAAAAAGGUGUGAACACCGAUGUAUACAGACCUA